AUGCGCUUCAAGACGGAGUUAAAAAAUAUCCGUACCUUCUCCAAGUUUACUGCCGCUCUCAGCUCACUGGAGAAAAUCGCCUGGGUGCGACUCGACGAUGACACGGCACGCUUCACCGUUAUUCCCGACACCGGGUCUCAAGUCUGGUCAACCCUGCCCAUGGACUUCAUCUUUGACAGCUACCACAUUCAGUCCGCGGAGGAGCACAACACCAUCAACCUAGAGCUGCCACUGGCACUGCUCCAGCGCGCGCUGAGGUCCGCUCUUAACAGCACGUCGGCCUCACUGCGCUUAACUAAGAAGGAUGGCGUUCCCGUGCUGUCGAUGACCAUCACCACAACGACAAGUACUUCCGGGGCAGGCCGCAGUGCAGCGUACGCGGGGCUCGAGAAUGACCCCUUUGACGACGAUGAGGGCUUCAUGCCGGAGCACUUGACGUCUUUGCGCCAUGAGAGGGAGAAGAUCAUCACCCAGGACAUCCCCGUGCGCGUCCUGCACCCGGAGACGGUCGAGACCAUCAUGCAGCCCACGGUGCGCGAGACGGAUGUUCACAUCACGAUGCCGCCUCUGCUCCAGCUCAAAGCCAUCUCUGACAGGUUUACGAAGCUGGCCAUGUCGUCAGGCACCUCCCGCGCGGGGCCCAAGCUGGAGCUGAGCGCCAACAUGUUUGGAAGCCUGCGGUUGCGAAUUGUUACUGAGAGCGUAAAUGUGUCUACGACGUGGAGCGGUCUGGUAAAUCCGGAGCUGGACGCUGCGCAGAUCGAUAUGCCCCUUGAAGAGCACCCCAGUGUCAAGUUCAAGGAAGCGGGCCCAGAUAAGUGGGCGACUGUGAGAGUAGACGGCAAGGAUUGGAGCAGAGUGUUGAGUGUGGGUAGACUUGAAGGGAGAGUUGUUGCUGCUUUUGCGGAUGAGCACGCUCUCAUUCUUUACGUCUACGUACCGCAGUAUGACGAUGCGGGCGCGGAUGAGGCGGUCCUCACGUACUAUGUCGGAUCGUUCAGCUUGUAA
Colletotrichum chrysophilum is the source of this 1008-nucleotide messenger RNA. RefSeq lists its product as uncharacterized. The transcript has 4 exons. NCBI's taxonomy places the organism in Eukaryota, Fungi, Ascomycota, Sordariomycetes, Glomerellales, Glomerellaceae. Bases 1 to 1008 code for a protein of 335 amino acids. The record is from RefSeq and is a predicted model, not a curated record. Gene Ontology annotation, cellular component: checkpoint clamp complex; nucleolus; site of double-strand break. Gene Ontology annotation, biological process: nucleotide-excision repair; mitotic intra-S DNA damage checkpoint signaling; mitotic DNA replication checkpoint signaling.